Ramularia collo-cygni is the source of this 1539-nucleotide messenger RNA. Its product is annotated as related to Strong similarity to aminotriazole resistance protein. Gene Ontology annotation, cellular component: membrane. Gene Ontology annotation, molecular function: transmembrane transporter activity. The record is from RefSeq and is a predicted model, not a curated record. The transcript has 6 exons. Lineage: Eukaryota; Fungi; Ascomycota; Dothideomycetes; Mycosphaerellales; Mycosphaerellaceae. The coding region runs from base 1 to 1539 and encodes 512 amino acids. Gene Ontology annotation, biological process: transmembrane transport.
AUGCCUCAAUCCGACGUCGCGGCCAAGCCUCCCGGCGAUGACUCGCGUCCAUCACUUGCGGACGAAAAAGUUGAGAUUUCCAGGGCCCAGGAAAUUCUGCUGAUUGUCACGUUGAGCACGACACAAGCGGUGCAAGAAGCAUGCUUAGGCAUAGUGAUUGCUGGGCUGCGGCCCAUUGCAGAGAGUUUCGGUGUUGAGGGUGACAGUGCGCAGCAGAGUUGGUUCGCUGCUUCAUAUGCGCUCACUGUUGGCACUUUCGUACUCCCUUUUGGCAGGAUUGGAGAUUUAUAUGGCCAUAGGACCCUCGUCUUGAUUGGCUGGCUGUGGUUUUCUGUGUGGAGUAUUGUCACUGGUCUUAGUGUGUAUUCAGGACAGGUCAUAUUUUUCGAUUUUUGCAGGGGUAUGCAAGGUAUUGGACCGGCCAUGCUCAUCCCUAAUGCAAUUGCGAUACUGGGACGACAGUACCCGGAGGWAAGCUUAAAGAAGAAUAUAGUAUUUGGACUAUUUGGAACUCUGGCACCCGCAGGAUUUGUUGGAGGGUGUCUCCUCGGAGCCUUGUUUGGACAGCUUACUAGCAACUGGUCAUGGGCUUUCUACACAAUCGGCUUGAUGUGUAUGGUGCUUGGAGUACUUUCAGCAUACGCGCUUCCUAAGUCGACGAUGGUACGACCAACGGACCAUAUGCUUGCCAGGCUUGAUGCUGUAGGUGGUCUUAUUGCUGUUCCCGGAUUGGUGCUGUUCAACUUCGCUUGGAAUCAGGCCUAUGUCGUGGGAUGGGCUGCUGCUUACAACGGCAUCACACUGGCGUUUGGGGUAGUGCUUCUGUCGGCGUUUGUCUGGUGGGAAGGGCGCGCAGAGUAUCCUUUGAUACCUACCAAGUACUUUGACACAGAAGCGACUCUGACCCUCGUCGUGAUCGUUUGUGGCUUCAUGAGCUUUGGAAUCUGGGACUUUUAUUACUUCGUUUUCUCCACUCAACUGCGUGGCUACACACCUUUGGCCGUGACGGCUCAAUUCACUCCAAUUCUCAUUUCGGGCACUAUCGCUGCAUUGGUUGCAGGAUAUGCCCUGCACAGGACGAGUGCAAGCUUCGUUCUAUCGUAUGCCAUGUUGGCAUUCGUUGUCGCGACGUUGUUGCUUGCCAUUGCUCCUGUCGAGCAGACUUACUGGGCGAUCACCUUYGUCUCUAUGCUUAUUGAGCCGUGGGGAAUAGACGCCGCCUUCCCAGCUUGCACUAUCAUCCUCGCGAACAGGUUUCCUCAAGAGCAUCAGGGUGCCGCUGCUAGUAUCGUCAACACGCUGGUCAAUUAUUCGAUAAGUCUUGGUCUAGGAAUGGCUGGAACUGUGGAGAGGAAUGUCAGCUCCGGCGAUAAUCCAACCGAAGUGCUCAAAGGGUUUCGAGGAGCUUUCUGGCUUGGAACUGGGCUCGCUGGAUUGGCUUUAGCGAUUGCGUUGUCGUUCCUCCUUCACGAUUUCAUUACUGCGAGAAAACACAAGAGGCUUGAGGUACCGAUUUCCGAGGAAGAAAUAAAAGCUUGA